AUGGAAUGGGAAAACCAAACCAUGCUGCUAGAAUUCUUCUUAAAGGGACUUUAUGGUUACCCACGGCUUGAGAUCCUUUUUUUUGUGCUCAUUUUUAUAAUGUAUAUGGUCAUCCUUCUGGGAAAUGGUACCCUUAUCUUAAUCAGCAUCUUAGAUACUCACCUUCACACCCCAAUGUACUUCUUCCUGGGGAACCUCUCUUUCUUGGACAUUUGCUACACCACCACCUCCAUUCCUCUUGCACUAGUAAACUUCCUCUCAGAAAGGAAGACCAUCUCCUUCGCUGGCUGUGCACUUCAAAUGUUUCUGGGAUUGGCUAUGGGGACAACAGAAUGUGUGCUUCUGGGCAUGAUGGCCUUCGACCGGUAUGUGGCUAUCUGCAACCCGCUGAGGUAUCCUGUCAUCAUGAGCAAGGAUUCCUAUGUGCCCAUGGCAGCUAGCUCCUGGAUCCUGGGUCUUUUCAACUCGGCUGUACAAACCGCCCUUGUGGUACAAUUGCCUUUCUGUAGAAGUAACGUCAUCAACCAUUUCAGUUGUGAAAUUCUGGCUGUCAUGAAAUUGGCCUGUGCUGACAUCUCAAGCAAUGAGUUCAUCAUGCUCAUGGCCACAACGUUGUUCACGCUAAUGCCACUGCUCUUGAUUGUUAUCUCUUAUUCAUUAAUUAUUUCUAGCAUCCUUAAAAUAAGCACUUCUGAAGGCCGAAAUAAAGCCUUUUCCACCUGCUCAUCUCACCUAACUGUGGUGAUUAUAUUCUAUGGGACCAUUCUCUUUAUGUACAUGAAGCCCAAAUCUAAAGAGACACUCAGUUCAGGGGAUUUGGAUACUACUGAUAAACUUAUAUCCAUGUUCUAUGGGGUGAUGACUCCCAUGAUGAAUCCUUUGAUCUACAGUCUAAGAAACAAGGAUGUGAAAGGAGCAGUCAAGCAUUUAUAUUACAGGUUAUUUAGCAAGUGA
Sorex fumeus (smoky shrew) is the source of this 954-nucleotide messenger RNA. RefSeq names its product olfactory receptor 13C9. Gene Ontology annotation, biological process: G protein-coupled receptor signaling pathway. The transcript has a single exon. Gene Ontology annotation, cellular component: membrane. Gene Ontology annotation, molecular function: G protein-coupled receptor activity; olfactory receptor activity. The record is from RefSeq and is a predicted model, not a curated record. The coding region runs from base 1 to 954 and encodes 317 amino acids. Lineage: Eukaryota; Metazoa; Chordata; Mammalia; Eulipotyphla; Soricidae.